This is a messenger RNA of Oncorhynchus mykiss (rainbow trout), 1366 nucleotides long. Its product is annotated as ras-related protein Rab-3A. NCBI's taxonomy places the organism in Eukaryota, Metazoa, Chordata, Actinopteri, Salmoniformes, Salmonidae. Gene Ontology annotation, molecular function: GTP binding; GTPase activity. The record is from RefSeq and is a predicted model, not a curated record.
CUGUCAGUCAUAUGACGUUAGUGUUUCUGCAGGUGCUUGACGCGGUGGUGUGUUGCGUAAUAGGAGCAGAAAAUACACUUAAAGAUGGCUUCAGCUACAGCUACCUAUGGACAGAAGGAGUCCUCAGACCAGAACUUUGACUACAUGUUCAAGAUCCUCAUCAUUGGAAACAGCAGUGUGGGCAAGACCAGCUUCCUGUUCCGCUACGCAGAUGACUCUUUUACGCCCGCCUUCGUCAGCACGGUGGGCAUCGACUUCAAGGUGAAGACCAUCUACAGGAACGACAAGAGGAUCAAGUUACAGAUCUGGGAUACGGCAGGGCAGGAGAGAUACAGGACUAUCACCACGGCUUACUACCGCGGUGCCAUGGGCUUCAUCCUCAUGUAUGACAUCACCAAUGAGGAGUCCUUUAAUGCUGUGCAGGACUGGUCGACCCAGAUUAAGACGUACUCGUGGGACAACGCCCAGGUCCUGCUAGUAGGCAACAAGUGUGACAUGGAGGACGAAAGGGUGGUGGCAGGAGACAGGGGCAGGCAGCUUUCUGAACACAUGGGGUUCGAGUUCUUUGAGGCCAGUGCCAAAGAUAACAUCAAUGUGAAACAGACGUUCGAGCGGCUGGUGGACAUAAUCUGCGAAAAGAUGUCUGAGAGCUUGGAUGCCGCUGACCCGGCAGUUACAGGGGCUAAACAGGGGCCCCAGCUCACCGAGCAGCCCGCACCCCCCCAACAGGACUGUGCAUGCUAAAGCUGAGCGAACCCCCCACACACACCAUCAACUCAUCCUCAGGUCCCCUCACACCUGUUUCCUUUACUCGGGUCCUCACUGGUCUUAAAUUCUCUAUCCAGAGUCUGCCCCAAAUCUUCAUCAUUGUUUACCUUAUUUUCUCAGACUAAUGGUUUUCUGAUAAAAGCCUUUGUUAGAGACGGAUGGAAUUCCAUAUUAAAGUAUGUGUUGUCAUAAAGAGGUCAAUACUUUGGAAACAGAGAUAUUCAAGCCGAGUGCAAAUAUACUGUCUAAGUCCCCUGUCUGUGUGAAAUACAAGAAAACAUAUAUUGGAUUGCAUCAGUCACUGGUAUAACAUAAUUUCCUGUCUCAAAUUUUUGUCCAAUCAGCCUUUUGUUUUAUGUACCUUAUGUUUUGUAUACUGGUACCACUUUCCUUUGUAAAGCUUUUCGCGUAUAAAAAAAACAGUAAGGAAAAUACAAACAAAUUAUAGAGAGGUAAAAAGAAACAGAGACAUUCUUUAUACAGUACCAGUCAAAAGUUUGGACACACCUACUCAUUCCAGGGUUUUUCUUUAUUUUUUACUAUUUUCUACAUUGUAGAAUAAUAGUGAAGACUUAAACUAUGAAAUAACAACUAUGGA